AUGAUCGUCAAAGGGCUUCUUAUAAGUGCAGUUGCAUCAUUGUAUCAAGAAUUUGUAAAAAGUUGGUGCGAUUCUUCCGAGAAGGCGGCGAACGAGAAAGGGAUUCUCGGAAAAGGACAACGGGCGCCGCGUCCUUUUUCUUUCGAAUCACUUGUUUUAACGACCGAGGGACCGAGCGAGUUCCGCGUUCUCAAAUUCACUGACAAUGAUUAA
Molecule: messenger RNA, 213 nt
Organism: Leptosia nina
Lineage: Eukaryota; Metazoa; Arthropoda; Insecta; Lepidoptera; Pieridae
Source: the annotation of a GenBank genome assembly